AAGGGAGCGAGCAACAACUCUCUCAGCUUGCGGAAUCCAUUUGUUCUUCCGUUUCGAUUUCCGACAAAGAUCUUUAAGAGGAAGACAAAAAGAUGGGGGAGGAGAAGAGGCAUCAGAUGAUGCAGAACCUUUUUGGCGAUCAGUCGGAGGAAGAGGAAGAGAUCGAUUCUGAGCACGAAUCAAAUCCACACCCUAAUUACGGAAGCGAUGAAGCUGAGGGAGCCCCAGAAGCUGAGGGUGAAGGGGAGGUAGAGGGGCAUGGAGAAGUAGAAGUAGAAAGUGAUGUUGAGUUGCAUGAUGUGGAACCUGAUCCUGGAGAAAGUGAGGGUGAAAGAGAACAAAGUUCCCAGGAGGUAGAUAUUGGUGACCAGAGAGAAGAAAGUGAGGUCAAAGAUUCUGACAGUGAUGAAAAAGAAGAAUAUGGUCAGCGGGUAGUGACAAGUAGGAGGCGUGAAGUGAUUGAAAGUGGAUCAGAGAGGUCUGAGGAGAACCAUUACCCAGAUAAUGAAGAUGAGGAGGUUGAUCAGGCUAGAAGUCCAAGCAAAUCUCCUGGGGAGGAGAAGGUUCAAACUCACCUUGCACAUUCGGCUGCUGAAAUUCGUGAUGUUUUUGGUGAUUCUGAUGAUGAAGAGAUAGCAGAAUUUGCAGUUCAAAAUGAAAUGGAACAAGAUGAAAAUAGGUCUCCUAUGGAAGAGGAAGAUAUCUAUGAGAAGAGCCUUAGACCUGAGGAUAUGGUGGCUGAUGAAGAUGCUCAAUAUGAUUCUGAAGAUGACCGUGUUGAGAUGAAACAUAAGGAAAAGCCUGUUGGCCCUCCAUUGGAAUUAGAAAUUCCAUUGCGCCCACCACCAGCGCUUCCUACCAAGAUGAACUUGAUCAAAGUUUCUAAUAUAAUGGGCAUUGAGCGAAAACCCUUUGAUCCUAAGACAUAUGUGGAAGAGGAUAUGUUUGUGACAGAUGAAUCAGGAUCAAAGAAACGCAUCCGCUUGGAAAACAAUAUUGUGCGCUGGAGGAUUGUUAAAAGGCCAGAUGGUACAAAAUCUUAUGAAAGCAAUGCUCGCUUCGUGAGAUGGUCGGAUGGAAGUUUUCAGUUAUUAAUUGGGAAUGAAGUUCUUGACAUCUCUGAGCAAGGCGCACAACAUGACCAAGCACACCUUUUUCUCAAGCAUGGAAAGGGAAUUCUUCAAUCCCAAGGAAGAAUUUUGAAUAAGAUGAGGUUUAUGCCGUCAUCCUUGUCAUCAAAUUCUCAUCGGUUGUUGACUGCUCUAGUUGAUUCACGGCAUAAAAAGGUUUAUAAGGUGAAGAACUGUAUCACUGACAUUGAUCCUGAGAGGGAAAAGGAGGAAAAAGAAAAGGCUGAAAGCCAAACAAUCAGAGCUAAUGUUCUUCUGAACCGUAAGAGGGAAAAAGUGAAUAGGAAGUAUACACAAACUGCAGUGAGGCGCCAACUUUCAACUGGAUACUUGGAGGGGGCCCUUGAUGAGGAUGAUGAAGAUUAUAAUGAUUCUCGUCGUUUUCGCCACCGCUUUGAUGAGGACUUGGAAGUGGAGGCUCGGGCAGAAAAACGCAUCCUGAAUGCCAAGAAGGCACAGGGAUACAGGGACAUUCCUCGCAAGUCAUCCAUGUCAGCAGUUAAAUCUAGGCGCCCUGUGGAUUUCUCUGAUAGUGACAGAGAGGAGUCCGAAUAUGAAUCUGAUGGAGAGGAAGAUGGGAGAUCUCCUCCACGUAAAAGGGUUGAGGAUGAAGAGCCAGAGUAUGAAGAAGAGGAUGAAGAGGAAGAGGAGCAUGAGGAAGAGGCAGAUGCUGAUGAAGCAUCCGAGGAAGAGGAACCCAAGCAAAAGGUGAAGGACUUUGGAGGUAGGAUCAAGCGCAAGCCAAUGGAGUCCGAUGAGGACUCACCUCCAAGAAAAGUUCAAACACAUCAACAUCGUCGCAUGGCAGUUGUUUAUGAUAGUGAUGAAGAAUGAGAACCUGUUACUUGCAAGAUAUUAUGAGUCUACAUCCUGAUAAUGAAACGGGAGCAGAUCCCUGCAUUUAGAGUUGCGAUGGAUGGUAGAAUCUAUUCCAGCUCGAUGAGGCAUCUGUCAAGUAGAAGCUCCUGAAAGUUUAGAUAUUUAUUGUCCCUUUUUACCUUUGUCAUGGAUAAAACCAGUUUUCUCCAUUGCGGGAUGCCGACAAGACCUGUGAUAAAUCCGGCAGUAUUCUCUUGAUCCUUUUUUCUGAAUGUUAUCAAUGCAAUCUGCUUCUAAUAUGCUGGUAUUAUCUUUCUUUAUCUUUGAAGAAGACUUCUCUUCCCCAAACUUAAAUCAAUGUCUCCGAGAAGUCUAGAUUCUAAUUGUUUUGAUUUUGUGGUAAGCAGUGUAGGUUAUAGAUAAUUAUGGAAAGAACUGAAAAUAGGUUGAACAGUACAAGUUAUUUACCAUAUGAAUUGGAGAACAUCUUAGCUGGGAGGAGGAUUAAUUUGUCGCAGGUGCUUAGGUACUGCUGGAGGCUUUAUCAGAUAGUUCGACUUGUUCUAAUUGUUUUCAAUAAUCAAGAGUGUUAUGCAUU
Rubroshorea leprosula is the source of this 2547-nucleotide messenger RNA. NCBI's taxonomy places the organism in Eukaryota, Viridiplantae, Streptophyta, Magnoliopsida, Malvales, Dipterocarpaceae. The record is from the annotation of a GenBank genome assembly.